This is a messenger RNA of Melampsora larici-populina 98AG31, 417 nucleotides long. RefSeq lists its product as uncharacterized. The transcript has a single exon. Lineage: Eukaryota; Fungi; Basidiomycota; Pucciniomycetes; Pucciniales; Melampsoraceae. The record is from RefSeq and is a predicted model, not a curated record. The coding region runs from base 1 to 417 and encodes 138 amino acids.
AUGGCAAUUCCUACCCACGCCAUUGAUAACCAAAAACAUCUGCUUAAAGGAGCUGGCCGGACACCUUUGCCUUGGAAUGGUCCAUCAUCUACAUCAAACUACUUACCAAGCACAAAUCCAAGUUUUGGUGCUGGCAAUAAGUUUGUGCCAACUCAAAAGAGACCCAUGGAACAGAAUUUUCAGCCAAACUGGGGUUCCAAUCCUAAUGUUCCUGGGAGUAAACAAAAGGCAUAUCUUGAAGAGAUUGAAGACAAUUAUCCUCAAGAAUUUCAAAAGACCACAGUUCCAACGGCUAGAACCUCAAAACAGAACCUGGAUUCAAGCACUGCUUCAGGUCCUAAGAAAGAAAGUUCCAGUAGGAUGUUUGACCCACCACCACCAAUUAUUACAGACAUUACAGAUGAUCCUCUACAAUAA